This is a messenger RNA of Metarhizium brunneum ARSEF 3297, 3213 nucleotides long. It is a transcript of the gene MET10, whose product is annotated as Sulfite reductase [NADPH] flavoprotein component. Lineage: Eukaryota; Fungi; Ascomycota; Sordariomycetes; Hypocreales; Clavicipitaceae. The record is from RefSeq and is a predicted model, not a curated record. Gene Ontology annotation, cellular component: cytosol. Gene Ontology annotation, molecular function: FMN binding; flavin adenine dinucleotide binding; sulfite reductase (NADPH) activity.
AUGCGUUCUCAACCGCAGGAGUCGACUGGCGGGGCCGUCCCUCCGCAAAAGACCAACUCCUCCGACUUUGAGAUCCUCUCAUCAGCGUUGCCCUUUGGCCAGCCUGUCCCCUUGGACGCCAUCUCCGGCCCUACCUACGUGACUGCUCAGCUCCUCGUGCAGCAGAUUGCCUACAAGCUCUCCGACAAGAUAUUCUCCUACUCUCCGGAGACUUUCGACCUCGACGUCGCCGCCAAGAACUGGGCUGCCAAACAGAACACCAACAUUCAUGGAUACGCCCCUCAGGUUCUCCCUCUGCAGACUAGAACCGGAGCUGGUGCCUUGGCGUUGGGAUACAUCUUUUCUCCCGACUUUGAUGUCUCGAGGAGACACAUUCCCCAGACCUUACUCGCCCCCUCGGGCAGUCUUCAACAGUUACGGGGCACUCUGGACCAACUCUCCCUCUUGUAUAGCGUUUCCAGCCCGUUUGUUGCCCACGUCGCUGCGGCCGAUUACACCGAUGCCGACGGCCUUGUUUCCAAUUACGACACGGCAUUGAGAUUGGCGGAGGAUCUUGGCCUAGGUCUGGUUAGCAGCUCUUCUACAUAUGAGGCUCAGCACAUGUCCCUGUUCUCGACUCUGCUCGCUACUGUCUUACCUACGCUCCAUGUCUACGAUGGUAUCCGCGUUGCUAGAGAAACUCUGCGAGUUGUCGAUGCUUUGAGCGAGUCUGGUGUCGCCGACGUAUACAACAAGCUUGUGUCUGAGGCGGGCAAGCUCAACUCUCAUCUGGACACUGCCGGCAAAGUCGUUGAGCUGCUGAAGCUGUUCAACGAUGAGCUUGGAACGGUUUACCAGCCGUUUGAAUACCAUGGCCACGAAACCCCGGAUGUGGUUCUGGUUGCCUUUGGCAGCGUCGAAACCCAAGUUGCCAAACAGACUCUGAACAAGAUCGCUGCUGAUGGUGCCAAGGUCGGCGUCAUCAAUGUCCGCGUUUACCGGCCAUUCAUCGAGGAGGAGUUCCUCAAAUCCAUCCCUGCCUCAGCUCGCACCAUUGCUGUCCUCGGCCAGGUUCGUGACCACGUUGCCGUAGCGGACGAUGCCACCCAGUCCGCCCUCUACGGCGAUGUCUUGGCCGCCGUUACGUUCUCUGCAAAGUUUAGCGAGGAGCCCCGAGUCCUUGACAUCAAGUACACUCCCGCCCAGUCCCUGACUCCCCAGGGCCUGGUAAACACAUUGAACAAGGUGUUUGGCAACGAGGAUGAAGCCAAGGCCUUGCCUUCUCUGGUUAAUGCUGAACAAUACACUUUCUGGGACGUUGACAACUCAGCAGCUGUCAACUCUCCCGCCGUUAUUGGCCACAUCCUUUCCAAGCAGUCCACAACCAAUGUUUACGUUCACGCCACGUAUGAUAACCUCACGCAGGGCGGUGUUGUCCGCACGGAUGUGCGAGCUUCCAGGAAAGCCCUGGAGGCUCCUUACGACGUGUAUGAGGCGGAUGUCGCUGUUAUUGGUGAUGAUUGUGUGCUCAAGGAUGUAAAUGUUGUGGAGAGCGUCGCCCACGGCGGCAAGAUCAUUCUCAAGCUGCCCAAUUUCAAGGUCGAGGAGGUUGAGAAGCGUCUCUCUGCUGCAUUCCGCAAGGCUGUUCAGGAGAAGGACGCCCAGCUCUUUGUUCUGGACACUUCCUUCUCCCCUGCCUUUGAGAAGGAUGCUCAAUCCAAGUUGCUUCUUGAAUUGGCUUUUCUGAAAGUUGCCCAGCCCGAGCUUUCUCCUGAGAUUAUCAGCAAGCUGGUCCUUGUUGAAGGCCACCCGCCCACUUUGGAAGAGUGUGCUGAAGCUGUCAAUCAGUGCCUCAGUAAGCUUGAAGUGCCAGCUACCUGGGCUGAAGUCGCGGACAACUUUGAGGCUCCCCGGCUCCCCAUAUCCCUCCAGUCCAACAGUUUCCUUCCGUUCCGGAAGGAAGAUGUCGAGGAGGCUCUGGAGCUCCGCGACUGGCAGACUGCCGCCAAGGGUCUCGUCUUCAAGGAAGCUUACGAGACACGCACGGGGCUCCGACCAGAUUUGCCAGUCAAGACGGCUACUAUCCGUGUCAAGGAGAACCGUCGCCUUACCCCCUCCGAUUACGAUCGCAACAUUUUCCACAUUGAGUUCGACCUUGGCGACUCUGGUCUCACGUACAAGAUUGGUGAAGCCCUUGGAAUCCAUGCCGAGAAUGACGAGGAGCAGGUCUCUGCGUUCAUUCAGGCCUAUGGCCUCAACCCGGCCGAGCUGGCCCGGGUACCUGCUCGCGAGGAUCCUGAGGCGUUGGAGAUUCGUACCGUUCAUCAGGCUUUGAUCCAGAACGUCGACAUUCUCGGCAAGCCACCGAAGCGAUUCUACGAAGCCCUGGCAGAGUUUGCUACCGACGAGACUGAAAGGAAGAAGCUCGAGGCCCUUGGCAGCUCUGCCGGGGCCGAGGACUUCAAGCGACGCUCCGAAGUAGACAUGCUGACGUACGUCGAUGUCCUCGACGAAUUCAAGUCUGCCCGCCCCAGCUUCAACGACCUGGCCAGGAUGGUCAGCCCCCUCAAGCGUCGCGAGUACUCCAUCGCCUCGGCACAGGCCGUGACGCCCAACUCGGUGGCUCUGAUGAUCGUCGUGGUCGACUGGGUCGACACCAAGGGCCGCACUCGCUAUGGCCAUGCCACUCGCUACCUCAGCCGCCUGCAGCCAGGCGCUGUUGUGACGGCCUCUGUCAAGCCUUCGGUCAUGAAGCUCCCUACCAGGGACACGGCACCACUCAUCAUGGCAGGCCUGGGCACGGGGCUCGCUCCCUUCCGCGCAUUCGUCCAGUAUCGUGCCAUGCAGAAGGCGCAGGGCAAGGAAAUCGGCGCCAUCCUCUUAUACCUCGGUUCCCGGCACCAGCGCGAGGAGUAUCUCUACGGUGAAGAGUGGGAGGCGUACCUCGCCGCGGGCGUGGUUACUCUGGUUGGUGCUGCCUUCUCUCGGGAUCAGCCUCAGAAGAUCUACAUCCAGGACAGGAUGCGGCAAACUCUGGGGGAUAUUGCCAAGGCGUACGUCCAGGACCAAGGUAGCUUCUACUUGUGCGGUCCUACCUGGCCUGUCCCCGACGUGACCAAGGUCCUGGAGGAGGCCAUUGCAGCUGAUGCCAAGGCCAGCGGGAAAAAGGUCGAUCCCAAGAAGGAGAUUGAAAAGCUGAAGGAGGAGGGACGUUAUGUUCUCGAGGUAUAUUAG